AUGGCCGGGAGUCGCAGCCAAGGGGCGGAGUUUGUCCUUGCUGGGUUAGCGGCUUGUGGUGCCAUCACCUUGACCAACCCGAUUGACGUGGUCAAAACACGCCUGCAGCUGCAAGGCGAACUCGCAGCUGCAGGUGGCAAGGCCUACACAGGGAUCGGCCAGGCGCUACUUCGUAUCGCCCGAAAGGAAGGCCUCCGUGGCUUGCAGCGUGGCCUCGGCGCAGCGUAUUUGUUGCAAUUCAGCAAUGUCGGCUGCCGUUUCGGUGCUUACGGCUCCCUGAAACAGCUCUUUGGUGUGAAGCCUGGAGCCUCGGCGACGGACAGCCUCUCCUCGAUGCUUCUGGGUGCAGCAUCUGGCUCACUGGCGGCCAUAGUGUCGAACCCCUUCUUCCUGCUCAAGUCAAGAUUUCAAGCAGCAGGAAGCGAGGAUGUGCUUCAUCAGCAUGGCCAUUUGUCGCUCAGGAAAGCCUUCAUUGAAAUUGGCCAGCUCCAGGGCUUUCGUGGCUACUACCGCGGCCUUUCGGCAUUUGUGCCCCGUGUAGCUGCUGCCACAUCGGUGCAGCUGUCCACAUACGACAUCAGCAAGGAUUGUAUUCUCAGAUACGUGCAGGUGAAGGAUGGCGUCGCCAUUCACUUCGUUGCUAGUCUCUUGUCUGGCAUUGCCGUUACCAUGGCCAUGCAGCCUUUUGAUAUUGUAGCGGUGAGGUUGAUGAAUCAGCCACACAAAGAGUGUGGCAGCGGACUUCUUUAUUCUGGGCCCGUGGACUGUUUGAAGCAAAUGCUGCAGGCAGAAGGUGUACUGUCCGCCUUGACACAUCACGUGAUGUCUGCGUCCGAUCCUCCUUGGUGUGUUACAGGAGGAUCCGGUUUUCUGGGAUCUUGGUGCGUGAAGCUGUUGCUCGAGGAGGGUUACACAGUACGAACGACCACUCGCAGUGCAGAAAAGGCUGCGUACCUGAAGCGCCUUCCUGGAUCUGAGCGUCUCACGAUUCUGGAUGGAGUCGACCUUCUCACUCCAGGGGCCUUCGAUGAUGCCAUUCGAGGCUGCAGCUGUGUUUUGCACACUGCAUCUCCGUUCUACAUGAAGGGUGGAUCUGAAGAGAAGCUUGUCACACCAGCAGUGGAAGGAACACGAAACGUCUUGAACUCUUGUCGCAGACUGGGGGUGAAGAAGGUUGCGCUCACCUCUUCCACGGCCAGCGUGUAUACUAAUUAUGGAAGCCUGCCUGCAGAUCAUGUCUACACCUCUGAGGAUUUCUCACCCGAGGACGUACUGCGGGAAAAGCAAAACUGGUAUUGCCUGUCGAAGUUACUGGCCGAACAGUUGGCUUGGAGCAUGAGCAAAGAAUCCGGAUGCCCCUUUGAGCUUACAGUUCUGACACCGACGCUGAUCUGGGGCCCUAUGCUGCCCGGCCAGCCUCACAUGAACACCUCUGCAAGUAGCUUGGUCGGCUAUAUGGACGGAAGUCUCAAAGUGAUCGAGAACGCGUGCAAGACAGUUGUUGAUGUUCGUGACGUGGCGAAGGCUCACAUCGAGGCAGCGCGUAAUGAUCUCGGCGGACAGCGAUUCCUUUUGAUUGGUGGUUCCCCUCAUUUCACAGCUGUGGCCGAGUAUGUUCGGGAAGCACUCCCAGGAGCCUUGCAGGUAAACGUACCGUCGGAGUUGUCACCGGAACUGGGACCAGCUGUGAUGGGGCCAGCGCCGCCCCUGCCUGUCCUUUACGAUGUCUCGCCAGCGGAGCGGCUUCUUGGAAUAUGCUUCAAAACGGCAAAGGAACAGGUAGAAGCCAUGGUAAAGUCCAUGCUGGACAAUGGUUUCCAGCGUUCGGAUCAGUAUGUGCCAGACAAGUUCGGCCUUUACAAGGGGGCUGCGGCAAACUAUGUGCGCUUUGGACCGUACUGCACCCUGACAUUCGUCUUCUUGGAGCAGCUCCGCCUUGCGUGGGACCGCGGAUUCGCGACUGCGUGCUGA
Messenger RNA from Symbiodinium sp. CCMP2592, 1971 nucleotides. The record is from the annotation of a GenBank genome assembly. NCBI's taxonomy places the organism in Eukaryota, Dinophyceae, Suessiales, Symbiodiniaceae.